Messenger RNA from Pygocentrus nattereri (red-bellied piranha), 1880 nucleotides. It is a transcript of the gene lctlb, whose product is annotated as lactase-like b. Bases 101 to 1855 code for a protein of 584 amino acids. Gene Ontology annotation, biological process: carbohydrate metabolic process. The record is from RefSeq and is a predicted model, not a curated record. NCBI's taxonomy places the organism in Eukaryota, Metazoa, Chordata, Actinopteri, Characiformes, Serrasalmidae. Gene Ontology annotation, molecular function: beta-glucosidase activity. The transcript is spliced from 15 exons.
GUGGUUCAGAUGCUUCCAGACUGGGUAGCAGCAGUGCUGAGUCCUGGAGGACUGCAGCGCUACUGAAAGGCAGUGGGCCGGAGCCGAGUGCAAGAAUACCAUGCUGUCAGGCUGUGCUGGACGGGUUUGCCAUGUGCUUGUGUUGGUGCUGUGUCUGUCUGCGGCUGAGGACUUCGACUGGACAAAGAACGACCGCGGCUCCUUCUAUUAUGGCACUUUUCCAACUGGAUUUUCGUGGGGUGCCGGCAGUUCAGCCUAUCAAACCGAAGGAGCCUGGGACAAAGAUGGGAAAGGACUGAGCAUCUGGGAUGUGUUCUCUCAUAAAAAAGGAAAAGUCUUUCUGAAUGAUACAGGAGAUUAUGCAUGCGAGGGCUACUACAAACUGAAGGAUGACAUAUCCCUGUUGAAAGAGCUCAACUUGAAUCACUAUCGCUUCUCAAUUUCUUGGCCAAGGGUCAUUCCCACUGGAAUCAGGUCUGACCAUGUGAAUGAGAAAGGAAUCAAGUAUUAUGAUACCCUCAUUGACCAGCUGCUGGAGAACAAAAUCACUCCCAUUGUGACCUUGUAUCACUGGGACCUACCACAGGUUCUGCAGGAGAAGUACGGAGGGUGGCAGAACAUCAGCAUGGUUAAUUACUUUAAUGACUUUGCCAGCCUCUGCUUCGAGAGGUUCGGAAACCGCGUGAAACAUUGGAUAACUUUCAAUAACCCAUGGUCGGUGGCAGUAGAAGGCUAUGAAACAGGAGAACAUGCACCAGGCCUGAAGCUCAGAGGCACUGGGGCCUACAGGGCUGCUCAUCACAUCAUCAAGGCACAUGCCAAGGUUUGGCAUACAUAUGAUAAUCAGUGGCGAAACAAACAAAAUGGUGUGGUAGGGAUCUCCCUGUCUGGGGACUGGGGAGAGCCAGUGGACAUCACCAACCUGAAGGAUAUAGAAGCAGCUGAGAGAUAUGUCCAGUUCUACUUGGGCUGGUUUGCUACUCCAGUCUUUCAUGGAGACUAUCCUCAAGUCAUGAAGGACUUUGUCGGGAGGAAAAGUGCUCAGCAAGGUUUGGGAACAUCCCGUCUCCCCACCUUCUCUUCUCAGGAGAAGAGUUACAUUAAAGGCACUUGCGACUUUCUGGGAGUGGGGCACUUCACCACACGUUACAUCACUCAGAAGACCUACCCUCCAGGGCGUGGCAGCACAUACUUUGCUGACCGCGACCUGGCUGAGCUGGUGGACCCACGCUGGCCUGAUCCUGGUUCAGAGUGGCUCUACUCUGUGCCAUGGGGCUUCCGCCGCCUGCUCAACUUUGUCAAGACUCAAUAUGGAAACCCAAUGAUCUACAUUACUGAAAAUGGAGUCUCUGAGAAGAUGAAGUGCACAGAGCUGUGUGAUGACUGGAGGAUACAGUAUUACAAGGACUAUAUCAAUGAGAUGCUGAAAGCCAUUCGAGAUGGAGUGAAUGUGAAGGGCUACACUGCCUGGUCUCUGCUGGAUAAGUUUGAAUGGGAUGAGGGCUUCUCAGAGAGAUUUGGCCUGUACUAUGUGGACUUCAAGAAUAAGAAUAAACCACGCUACCCCAAGGCCUCUGUUCAGUUUUACAAACGCAUCAUCAAUUUCAAUGGAUUCCCUAAUCUGAGAGAGGUCGAGAACUGGAAGAGGAAAGCUACAGAGACGUGUUCCUCGAGCAACCAGCUCUUGGCUGCAGAGGAACAGCGGAGUACGGCUGCCAAUAUUCUAAGACUUAUUCAUGAUCCAUUGACCAGCCACAUGGAGAUGGUAACAGAGAUUGUGGUCCCCACUGUGUGCACCCUCUGCAUUUUGAUCAGUGCAGUUUUUCUCAUGUUCCUCCUUAGCAGACGCAAUUAGCAGAGCGCUGUUUAGGGCUGACCUC